CUGGGCAAAUUGAAACUGAUGUACUGUAAUUUCGUUCUCUUCUUUCCUCUCAUGGAGAGCUUUUUGGCAAGCAAUGGCAAAGGCCUGGGAAUGGGUAAGCAGCCUGGAGAGAUAUGCAAGGGACCCAUGGGGCUUGUACUUUCCUAAGUCCAGUAUUUCUCAAGGAGCCCACUGUGGGAAAUAAUUAGCUGGAAUAAAGUGAGCGGGAAGCUGGGAGAAUUGAAGUGAACGUUGUUACCAGGCCAACAUAUCUGUCUGUGGAGUUUUCUGCAUCUUCCAGCCUUGCUCCCUGUCCGUGAUCAUCAUCCCCUCCAGAGAUCUUCCCAGAAUACACUUCACAGCUGCACAUCUGGAAGGUCUGAAUGUAAGCAGUUAUAGAGACUGCCUACACACCCAUAGAUGGAGGGAUGGAAACAAUUAUGGGUGGAGGAAGGGAUUGAUGGGAGAAAUCCUGUUUUUUGCUUUCACGCAUUUGAGAUGACCAGAUAACUACAGUGUACCAAUCUCAUGCUUAGGUUUCUCAGUUUGAAUUGUACAAGCCGUCUAGAAAUAUUCAUACAUAUCUGAUGUGUACUUUUGAUAUUUUUUAUUCAAGGAUGUGAGAUGAUUAAACAACAUAAUGAAGAGAACAUCUAUAAUUGCAGAAAAUGUCUCGACUACAGGAAAGGGGCCUUGACUGGAGAUCUUUGUGAAGACCUGUGUGUGGCACAGAAAUUGAUAUAUACACGCUGCCUUUAUUAUGAAAGAGGUAAGAAAGUCAUCCAGGCUAACUGGAGAGGCCGCCCUGUGAUUCUGAAAUCCAAAAAUGAAAUAUUCUCAAGCUACCACCACCUUGGCUUUCUGGAGGAACUGGAAUCACAAGGUGUCCCAGAGGCCGAAUUGCUUCUGAUGGUUGCUUUGGAAAUCAAGAACGUUCUGGGCUUAGACCUUCCUAAUAACACAAUGGGGCCUUUGUGGACUAAGAGGAAAGGUCCGCACUGGAAAGCACAGCUAGCAAGUAUGUGGUCCUUACUCCAACAAGAAGAAUAUAUUUACUUCAGUGUAUUGCAGGACUUCAGUAAACAUGUCCUGAGGGUCAUUGGCUCUUGCGGCCACUUCUAUGCUGUGGAAUAUCUGACUGCAGGACAUGCCUGGCACAAAACGUUGUUUUCAGUUGAAGAUGCCCUUGGUGCCUCCUUCUCUGGGAUUGGAAAUAGUGCCAAGGCCAUCACUGAAAUUGCAAUCAGCUUUCUGGAUAUGGUGAAACAUUUUGACAAUGAUUUUUCCCAUCGGCUUCAUCUCUGCGACAUCAAACCAGAAAAUUUUGCCAUCCGAAAUGACCUGACGGUGGUUGCUAUUGAUGUAGAUAUGGCUUUUUUUGAACCCAAAAUGAGAGACAUCCUUGAACAGAACUGCACCGGAGACCAAGACUGUAAUUUUUUUGAUUGCUUUUCGAAGUGCGACCUGAGGAGCAGAAAAUGCGGAGCAGAGAGAGCCAAUAAUAACCUUCAAGUUAUCUGCGAUAAAAUAUUUCGGCCCUGGUUUUCACUAAACCUCGGGGGAUCUGCCCUUUCCUUCCCUUUGCAGCUACAGUUACAGAAAGCAGUGCACGAAUGUGCCAAAUCAAGGACUAUGGACAUUGAGUAUCUCCAGAGCCGAUCUCCAGAUUCCCUUUCCCAGUUAUACCAGUUGCUUCAAGCCAGCCAAAAGGAACUUGAGGAAGAUGGCAGCCACUUCAUCAAAUCCACCCAUGACUUACAGUUAUUUGGUGAAAAAUAACUUUCACUUUUGCUCCCUUUUAAUAAUUUUUUUUCGUGUCAGGAGCGACUUCAGAAAUUCCAAGUUGCUUCUGGGGUGAGAGAAUUGGCCAUCUACAAGGACAUUGCCCAGGGGAUGCCCGGAUGUUUUUGAUGUUUUUACCAUCCCUAUGGAAGGCUUUUCUCAUGUCCCCGCAUGGAGCUGGAGCUGAUAGAGGGAGCUCACUUGCACUCUCCUCAGGUUGGAUUCGAACCAGCAACCUUCAGGUCAGCGACCCAGCCUUCAAGUCCUCAGUCCUGCCAGCACAAGGGUUUAACCCACUGUGCCACUGGGUGCUCCUUAAAUUCAAUUAAUUUCUACUUAUUGGCUUUUUACUGGGCUUUGGAAAUCAUGAUUGAAAAUACAGUGUGUUUAUUAUUUAUACUCUCUGAAAUGUGAAAUCGUUUUCCUUGGACUCCAUUUUUGCUUUGCUCCCGAACACAUGCUGUUUCCUCUGUUGAUAUUUUGCAUUAUAUUGUUCAUCCAGCAAGUAUCAGCAGAACCUGCUUAAGUUAAUACUUGACCCAAGGACGGGAAAACAUUGAAAUUUCAAAUGUGCUUUGGAGGUGAGGGAAAAAACUGCUUUGAGGAUUAAUUCUGUCUUUGAAAUAAGGGCAUGAGGUGAACAACUAAAUGGGUGUUAGUCAAUUAUUCUACAUAAUUCCCAAUGAACAGUAAUAAAGUUAAGCCCCAUCUACUCUGUCACAUAAUCCAGUUUAAUGCAGAUAAUCUGCAUUCAGAAGGUGGAUUAUAUGGUCAGUGUAGAUGGGGCCUGAGUUUAUAUUUGAAUGAAGGACAAUUGUCCAAGAAGUUUGUCCAUGUUGUAUCUUUGCUGGCUCUCUGUAACUACAACUCAAAAAGCUCAGGCUAAGCCUCUUUUAGUACUACUUUCAGUGGUGGAAGUGAAGAAGAACACAAACCAUUGAGUAGGUCAUGGGAUCUGUUUUUUUAAAGUUCCAUAGAGAUUAUGGAAAAGUUAAUUUUUUUUUUACGGCAGCUCUUGGACUUUUCCAGCUAGUGUAGCCAUUGUGGAAGUUACAGCUUGAAAAAUCGUGUUUUAAUGAUGCUGCAACUCAGUAUAGACUAAGAAAAUCCACUCUUGUAGAAGGACUUGGAAUUCAGGACCAAGAGGUAUCUUAGACAUGACUUGAAGUCUUGUCCUGAUUGCAUUUGUUUUAUCACCUAAACAAAGGGCAUAUCCUGGGGAAGGGAUGUGGGGAGAAAGGUGUCGGUAGAGUGAGUGAUUUGUUGUUUUGGUUCUCAUUUUUUAAAACAAAAACAAAAUCUAAACAAAUAUUUUGUUGUUCCUGACUACUUUCUUGAAGGCACCAGAUCCUGCCUAAGCUUGGAACUGCUUGGAUGAGAGACUCUUGAUGACUACCAGGUUCUGUGAGCUAUAUUGCAGAGGAAGAAAUUGGCAAAACCAUAUCUGGAUAUAACUUACCUUAAAAUGUAUUAAAUGUAUGGAGUCAUCAUAAAGAGGCAGGCGACUUGAAGGCACAUACACACCUUCUCUCUCAGUAAAAAGUUAGCCCUUCAAACACCAUCACAGUAAGAUAAUAGAUAACAACAACAAAACACAUUUCAAAGAUUUCAUAUCCCUACUGGAGCCUCCGAUGGCCAAGGGGAUAAAAGCCUUGUGACUUGAAGGUUGGGUUGCUGACCUGAAGGCUGCCAGGUUCGAAUCCCACCCGGGGAGAACGUGGAUGAGCUCCCUCUAUCAGCUCCAGCUCCAUGCGGGGACAUGAGAGAAGCCUCCCACAAGGAUGGUAAAAACAUCAAAACAUCCGGGCGUCCCUGGGCAACGUCCUUGCAGACGGCAAAUUCUCUCACUCCAGAAGCAACUCCGGUUGCUCCUGACACGAAAAAAAAAAUAUCCCUACUAUAGAUCCUUAGUUGGAGUUAUCUGUACAAUAUUCCACAUGGAGAGCAGAGGAAACUCUUGUGUUUGAACUGAAUGUGGAAUUCUCAGAGACUUGGAAAUGUGGGCUAAUUCUCUCAAAGUUCCCGGGUCAAUUUGACUGCUCAUCAUGUUGGCUACAGGCUUUAGGGAGUUGUAGUUCCUCAAAAAGAACAUUUGUAAGCUUUGUGUGCAGAGGAGUGAAAUCAGUGUGUUUCAUGUUUAAAAUUUGCCCUUGCCAAACCUACAAAAGCACAAUUCUAAGCAUAUUUGAAGUUAAUUUUGAUCUUUAUUAGUGAUUGGAUAUAAAUAUAAAUGGACACUGGAUUAUUGUGUAAAAAGUUACAUUUCAAUAUACUGUAGCCUAAAAAGGUACUGUUGUCGUGUUUUUUGUUAUUGUCUGAAAAGAUGUUAUAGAGCCAUUAAAAUAAAUAAAUAAAAGGA
This is a messenger RNA of Anolis carolinensis (green anole), 4120 nucleotides long. It is a transcript of the gene dipk1c, whose product is annotated as divergent protein kinase domain 1C. The record is from RefSeq and is a predicted model, not a curated record. Bases 604 to 1758 code for a protein of 384 amino acids. Lineage: Eukaryota; Metazoa; Chordata; Lepidosauria; Squamata; Anolidae. The transcript has 4 exons.